Messenger RNA from Porites lobata, 696 nucleotides. Lineage: Eukaryota; Metazoa; Cnidaria; Anthozoa; Scleractinia; Poritidae. The record is from the annotation of a GenBank genome assembly.
AUGGCAGAAUCCUUCAGUAGCAGUGCAGCUGAAGGUUACAAACAAGCUUCGUUUUCCGUGCAAAAAAGAUCCGGUGAGGAAUUCAUCCAAGCAGAUGUUUGCCCUCAAGUCGGAGAUGUAAUCUUGGAUUUAGGCUGCGGUACAGGAGAGCUGUCUGCAUACCUCGCUGAGGUGGUAGGAGCCGAAGGAAAGGUCAUUGCUGUAGAUCCUGACAAGGAACGAAUUCAGCUGGCCCGGCAAUCGCAUGGUCAUAUGAAAAAUUUAUCAUUUGCAGAGGGAAGCUCCACAAACUUUCUCAGAAUAGGUUCAAAUGCAUACGACAUUGUUUUCUGCAAUUUUGCUCUUCACUGGAUGCCCGAAAAACAACAAGUCUUCAACGACAUGUUUUCAAGUCUUAAAGUUGGUGGGAAGAUAGCCUUACACUACAAUGACCAUAUACCCACGUUUAUGAUGAAUGCGUUCAAAGAACUCAAUCUUGAAAAGGUAGAGAGCAUCUCCCAGAUGUAUCAUAUGGAACCGAAAUGCAGGAUCGAGCAGUAUUGUUUAUCCGCAGGCUUCAAAAUUAUGAAGAGUUACGAGUCUUACAGCGGAAAAUUUGCCUUCGAAACCGACGAAAGCCUUCUGAAUUGGCUUUGGUCGACAACGCACGGGAUGUUUGAUCUGUCACUUGUAACGGAAGAGCGUCUGCAAAGGUAU